CUCUCACUUCCGGUAUACAUCGAUUAGUUCCUGUGUCAAGGGUCUCGGAAGUCUGUGAUGUCCGAGUUAGUAAUGGUGUAGCCCAGUGUCUUGGUGCAGAAUGGGAAUAAACAAUGUAAACCUUGGAUCUUUCGCCCCUGUACAGAGAACACAUGCACAACUUCAUAAAACCAAGUUUCUCCAAAUUUUGGAAAUGUAUUUUUGUUAAGGAUUCCUUUGACUGAUUAUAGGAGCGGGAAAGCUAUGCUCAAGCAGUGGCUGCAUUUAUGCCCUGUUCCGAGCACUUUGCUUAUCACACCACACUCUGGACGGUGACUGCUGUUCUCCUAAAAGCAUGUUUGCGCUCAUGAAAAGGGCAUUAUGGCUUGCUGUCAGCCUCAAGAGGUCAUAUCAUGCUGGCAUUUUUUCGUCUCUUUCUCUGGGUUUGGAAAAGUCUCCCGGACAUUGCGUCACAUUCCUCAGGCGAUUUUGCUCCGAGACUCGCAAGGAUACGGUGGACAUGUCAUUGUUUCCUGUUGAAAACAUUAGAAAUUUCAGCAUAAUAGCUCAUGUGGACCAUGGGAAAAGUACUCUAGCAGACAGGCUGCUGGAGAUAACAGGAACCAUUGCCAAAACUGACCAUAACAAACAGGUGCUGGAUAAAUUGCAAGUGGAACGAGAAAGAGGAAUCACCGUUAAAGCCCAGACUGCGUCUCUCGUUUAUAACCACAAAGGAACAAAUUACCUCUUAAAUCUCAUUGAUACACCUGGCCACGUAGAUUUUAGCUACGAAGUCUCAAGGUCAUUGUCUGCUUGUCAAGGCGUCUUGCUUGUAGUGGAUGCAAAUGAGGGUAUUCAAGCUCAAACAGUUGCGAAUUUUUAUCUUGCGUUUGAAGCACAGCUGUCAAUAAUUCCUGUUAUAAAUAAGAUUGAUCUAAAGAAUGCAGAUCCUGAGAGGGUGGAAAAUCAAAUUGAAACGGUGUUUGAUAUCCCCAAAGACGACUGUAUUAGGAUUUCUGCUAAGCUGGGAACAAAUGUCGAAAGAAUACUUCAGGAAGUGAUUGAACGAAUCCCUCCGCCCAGCGCGAGCACACAGGAUCCGUUGAAGGCUUUGGUGUUUGACUCCACCUUUGAUCAUUUUAGGGGUGUGAUUGCCAAUAUUGCACUAUUGGGUGGGGAGGUUCGCAAAGGACAAAGGAUAGCAUCAGCUCAUACGAAAAAGGUUUAUGAAGUUAAUGAAGUGGGAAUUCUGAAACCCAACGAGCAGCCAACGCACAAAUUAUAUGCCGGCCAGGUUGGCUAUCUCAUUGCUGGAAUGAAAGAGGUCAAAGAAGCCCAAAUAGGAGAUACAAUCUAUUUGCAUAACCAACCAGUGGAGCCAUUGCCCGGGUUUAAGGCGGCAAAACCCAUGGUCUUUGCAGGAAUGUACCCAGUAGACCAGUCGGAAUAUAGCAACCUGAAAAGUGCUGUAGAAAAGCUGACUCUUAAUGACUCCAGUGUUUCUGUUCAUCGUGAUAGCAGCCUCGCCUUGGGAGCCGGAUGGAGGUUGGGCUUUCUUGGCCUUUUACAUAUGGAAGUUUUUAAUCAGCGCUUGGAACAAGAAUACAACACAUCUGUCAUUUUGACAGCACCCACCGUACCCUAUAAGGCCGUUCUUUCCUCAGCAAAAUUGAUAAAGGAACAUGGAGAAGAGGUGAUCACUAUAAUAAAUCCUGACAAGUUUCCCGACAAGUCAGUAGUGGCGGAAUACUUGGAGCCUACAGUUUUGGGCACUAUCAUAGCACCUGAUGAAUAUAUUGGAAAAAUAAUAAGUCUGUGCCAGACUCGAAGGGCUAUUCAGAAGGACCUGGUAUACAUUGAUGACCACAGAGUCAUGAUGAAAUAUUUCUUUCCACUGAAUGAAAUUGUCGUUGACUUCUACGAUGCUCUGAAAUCCCUCUCAUCUGGAUAUGCCAGUUUUGACUAUGAAGAUGCCGGAUACCAGCCUGCAGAACUUAUCAAAAUGGAUGUUCUUUUAAAUGGGAACCCUGUAGAAGAGCUCGUAACUAUUGUUCAUAAGGACAAAGCAUACACUGUUGGGAAAGCUCUGUGUGAACGUUUAAAAGACGUUAUCCCAAGACAGCUAUUUGAGAUAGCUAUCCAGGCAGUUGUUGGGAAAAAAGUAAUUGCGAGAGAAACAGUGAAAGCUUUUAGAAAAAACGUCCUGGCAAAAUGCUACGGAGGAGAUAUUACACGGAAAAUGAAGCUAUUAAAGCAGCAAGCUGAGGGAAAGAAGAAGUUGAGGAAAAUCGGAAACAUUGAAGUGCCCAAGGAUGCCUUCAUAAGUGUUCUAAAGAGACAGACUGACAAGUAGUUGGAAUUCCACAAUUACUGAUUUUUUAAAGUAAAUGUUUGACAGACUAGUGUUGUUUGCAAUGUGGAUUACCUGCCUGGAAUCCGUUAUAUCCUGUGUGUACAUACGGCUCAAGACUCCGAAAUGUCAUGAAUGUAAAUGUACACUUUUGACAAGUGUUCUGAUUUCAAGAACUUUUAUAAAUGGCAAGUGGCUAGAAAGCCUGCAACUCUUUAAUAAAGCAUUCUGGCUGGCAAUCAA
Lacerta agilis (Sand lizard) is the source of this 2572-nucleotide messenger RNA. It is a transcript of the gene GUF1, whose product is annotated as GUF1 homolog, GTPase. Gene Ontology annotation, cellular component: mitochondrion. NCBI's taxonomy places the organism in Eukaryota, Metazoa, Chordata, Lepidosauria, Squamata, Lacertidae. The transcript has 18 exons. Gene Ontology annotation, biological process: positive regulation of translation. The record is from RefSeq and is a predicted model, not a curated record. Gene Ontology annotation, molecular function: GTP binding; mitochondrial ribosome binding; GTPase activity. Bases 335 to 2332 code for a protein of 665 amino acids.